Messenger RNA from Ustilaginoidea virens, 2127 nucleotides. RefSeq lists its product as uncharacterized. The coding region runs from base 1 to 2127 and encodes 708 amino acids. The transcript has 2 exons. Gene Ontology annotation, molecular function: protein binding; histone H4K20 methyltransferase activity. The record is from RefSeq and is a predicted model, not a curated record. NCBI's taxonomy places the organism in Eukaryota, Fungi, Ascomycota, Sordariomycetes, Hypocreales, Clavicipitaceae. Gene Ontology annotation, cellular component: nucleus.
AUGCCUCUGCCCAAGGCUGCAUCAUCCUCGACGAAGCAUCGCCUCACCCUCGCUCAAUUGUCGGCGUACGAUGACAUCUUGACCGAUGCUUUGGUCGAUCACGUGUACUACUGGACAACCGUUCCAAAGAACAGGCCCUCGUACCACGCUUCGCGGGGCAUUUUGGAGCAUGCCAUGUGCAAAAUCAUCCAGGAUGAAGUCAUCCUCAACAGAAACCUGGCCGCCGCCGAGGAGAGGCUGCUGGCCACGGACGGGCUGAAGCGGUUCGUGGGCGGGCUGAGGACGGGCAAGGAGCAGGACGACUUCAAGCGACACCUGAGGCGCUACGCGCAGAUCUACAUGCCAGACUGCUCCUGGGAGGUCAGCUCCACCAACCGGUACACGAUUGUCUCGCACGAGGCCAGCAUCACGGCGAGGCGGUACAUCAAGCGCAACGAGUCCGUCAGGUACCUGACCGGGAUCCAGGUGGUCAUCACGCCCGACGAGGAGGAGGAGAUUGCCGUCCGCAAGAAGGACUUUAGCAUCGUCGUGAGCUCGCGAAGCAAGAGCACGAGCCUGUUCAUGGGGCCCGCGCGCUUCGCCAACCACGACUGCGACGCAAACGCCAGGCUCAUCACCACGAGCCACGCGGAGAUCGAGAUCGUCGCCGUCCGGCCCAUUGAGCCUGGCGAGGAAAUCACCGUUACGUACGGAGACAACUACUUUGGCGAGGGCAAUCGCGAGUGCCUGUGCAGGACGUGCGAGAAGGGGCGGAGAAACGGCUGGCAGCCCGAGGAAGGUGCUGCUGCUGCUGCUGCUUCUGCUGCUUCUGCUUCUGCUGCCACGGCCGGGCGGGCGGGCACGGAAGAGGAGCCGGAGCCGAAGCAGGAAACGUACUCGCUGCGGAGAAGAAGGCGAGAGGGCAGUUCUGGCGGGUCUCGCACGCCUUCGGUCACUCCGGGCAUGCGGCCGCGAGUGGCCAAGGCCAGGAUCAAGGCCAGGGGCUCGCGACUGUCGGCCGCUCGCGACUCUGACGCCACGUCUCCUGCGCCCGGCUCCCCAGGCGGCCCAAGAAAGCGGUCGAUGGACGACGACGCAAUGGCCACACCUCCUCUGACGCCGGCCAAGAAGCUCAAGCAUACCAUGGAAGCUGCUGCCCCCGUCUACGCCGCCGCCGCCGCUGCCUCGAGGGACAGCUCAGUCAGCGGAAGCUCGGCCUCGGGCACUGAUGAGGCCGCUUUGGAAACAGACGUCACCUGGCCGGAAAAGGAGGACAGUCCUGAGGCGCCUUUUGCAACGCCACUCAAGGGUAGGAUGGGCGGGCAUGACGACACCAAGCGAUUGGAUACUACCAUGGCCGCCACGGCCAUGUUGUCGCCGCCGUCGUCCCAGAGCGACAUGGUCCAAGAGCUCCAGCCCAUGCCCGUUUCGGCCUUGCCAAGCUCGCCCAGCAGCGGCAAGCCGCCAGCCAUGGCUCCUCCCAUCGCAGCCAGCAUAGAGCGCGCGGACGACGACGAAUGCGAAGCGGCAGCCUCGACGCCGCCGCUACCACCACCACCACCGCCGCCGCCGCCGCCGCCGCCCAAGCAGGGACGCGGACGCGCGAGGCAAAAGUCUCCUCCGCCGGCCAGAGUCCGCACCCCAGAGGACUACGUCCUCACCCCGCUGCUGCUCUCGGAGCCGGAGAUGGCGUGGAUCCAGUGCACAAUCUGCAGCGAGUACUUUGUGCAGCAAAACGCCUACUUCACCCGCGCAUCGUGCCCGCGGUGCGAGCGUCACUCCAAGCUGUACGGGUACAUGUGGCCCAAGACGGACAAGGCGGGCCCCCUGGACAAGGAGGAGCGCAUCCUCGACCACAGGAUGGUGCACCGGUUCCUGACGUCGCACGACGAGCGCAAGGCCCGCGGCAGGAAGAGCUUGGCGGAGGGGGGGUGCGGCAGGGCGGCGGGGGAGGAGGCCGCGGAGCCGGAGAGGGGGCGACGGCGGCAGCGCAGGCGGCGGCGGGGGGGGGAGGCCCGCGACACCGUGGUGGUGAAGGCUUCGGAGGAGGAGGAGGCGGAGGAGGAGGAGGAGGCGGCGGAGUCGUCUGGCCCGCGGCGAAGCGGUCGCGCGCGGAGGGCGAGCAGCAAGCUGAGGAACGGGGCGUAG